UGUUUCAGAAUACCGGAAGUGCGCUUAUACAAAAUCUGUUUCGGCCGAUGCAACUAGAGAUGGCUCUGGGGAGUGCAGCUCCCACGAGCUUCCAACACCGCUGCGGGAUGACCGCGGCACUCAUAUUGGUCGUCUGCGUGGCACUAACAAAAUCUGCUCCGACAACUUACGAUGAAAUCGAAGCAAAACGGACUGACUUGGCGGACUAUUUUAAUGACCCGAAUGGCUGUUACUAUAACUAUCAACACUACGAAGAAGGUGACCGCAUAGUAACCAACGAACCGUGUUUAAACUGUACUUGCCACAAUAGAAUGCUGAUGUGCUACCUGAGAGUGUGUCCUUUUUCAAAAGCAAUUGGACAAGACUGUACGGUACAGAAAUCACCGGAUCAAUGUUGUCCCACCAUAUCUUGCCCGGAAGUUGGUUCGGAUGUUACAGUGCCAGUACACCUGUUGACCAGUUCAACCACACCGACACCGACGACAACAACCGAAAUUGGAUGGCACGACAAUUACGGAUGCAUGAUGGACGAAAACGAAUUCUUUCCCGAUGGGGCACAGGUUCCUCCCAAUCCGAAAAAACCUUGUGAACUCUGUUACUGUAUCAGAAACCGAACAGCUUGCAUCAUGCAAGAGUGUACGUUGCACGUGGAAGGUUGUCGACCAGUAUAUCAUGAAGGCGUUUGCUGUCCUGUUCGAUACGAUUGUGAUUAUGAAAGUGAAAAAUCUACUACGUCGGCACCACAAAUCACUGGUGGGCUAGUCUUUUCCACUACUUCCGCUCCGUUUGAUUGCCGAGUUAACGAGGACACUUACCGAGAUGGAGAGUCUAUUGCUAUGGUCUCGGAUAAACCUUGCGAACAUUGUUAUUGUAUGAGAGGUGAUAUUGUGUGUGCAGUUCAAGACUGCGGUGAACCUCUCAGAGGAAAAGACUGCACACCGGAAACACCACCGGCUGGUCAAUGUUGUCCAACUUCGUAUCAAUGUGCAAAUGAAACGAACAGUUCGUAUGACGCAUCAACGCUACAACCAAUGUCGCUGAGCGAUUCAGACGAAAACGAAGCCGAAAAGUUCCCAUUAAAUGAAGAUAUAUACAAUAAACUGGGAGAAAACCAACCAACAAGUGAGCAAGACGACGGAAAUAAUGUGGAUGAUGAUACUACAGCAGCUUCUCCAGACAGUCAUAAUAAUGCAGGAGAAACAAAUAUACUACCUAAUAGUGAUGGUGCAAAUAAAUUAAACGAAGAAAAUAAGCAUGAAACUUCGAGUGCCACGCCAAAUUUAAUAAAUCAAGAAAACUCUGUCGGUACAGAAUCUGGACAAGCUAAUUAUGACAGUACAGACAAACCUAAUGAGCCAACAAUAAUCGACGAAACGCAACCGGCGUCUGAUCCUUCGUCAAAUGAAAAUGCUGUUCCUUCUACCACUCAGACAAUUACCUAUAAAAAUGAUGACAAUAAUGUUGACCAAGAAAAUAUAAGUAACGAAAUUCCGGAUAAACACCCAAUUCAAGAUGUUAUUACUUCCAACUUACCAGUUGCGUCUACGGAAAAUACUGUAGAAAGCGCCACACAAAGUUCAAAUGUCCAAGAUAAACCUCAAGAAGAUAUUACUACUGAAAAUAUUGCUGUAAUUGAUAAAGAGCCCAUUACAUCAAAUGAUAACGAACAAACACACUCGGACACUAAACCACAAUCUGAAAUAGCCUUCAAUGAGAAUCAAAAUCCUACCAAACAAGAAAAUCAAGACAGUGCUCAAUCAGAAAUUGAAUCUCCAACUGAAAUCCCUAAAGUAGAAAAUGAACAGGCUGAACAAAAUAAACCAGUAGUGGACAGUACUUCUGGUACUGAAAUCCAACAAGAAUCUGAUAAGACACCUUUAGCUCAAAAUAACCAGGAUAGUCCUCAGUCAGAGAAUGUAUCUCCAACUGAAAUUCCAAAAGUAGAAAAUGAAAUCAACGAUCAAAAUAAACCAGCAGUAGACGGCACUUCAGCAUCUGAUAAGAAACCAGUAGGACAAAUAAAUCAAGAUAGUCUUCAGUCAGAGAACGUAUCUCCAACUGAUGUCCCCAAAGUAGAAAAUGAACCGACUGAACAAAAUAAACCAGUAGUAGAAAGUAUUUCUGGUACUGAAUACCGACCAGAAUCUGAUAAGACACAAACAGGACAAAUAAAUCAAGACAGUCUUCAGUCAGAGAACGUAUCUCCAACUGAUGUCCCUAAAGUAGAAAAUGAACCAACUGAGCAAAAUAAACCAGUGGUAGACAGCUCUUCUGGUACUGAAAACCAACAAGAAUCUGAUAAGACACCUGUAGCUCAAAAUAACCAGGAUAGUCCUCAGUCAGAGAAUGUAUCUCCAACUGAAAUUCCAAAAGUAGAAAAUGAAAUCAACGAUCAAAAUAAACCAGUAGUAGACAGCACUUCAGAAUCUGAAAACAAACCAGAAUUUGGUAAGACACCUGUAGAACAAAUACAUCAAGAUAAACCUCAGACAGAAAACGUGUCUCCAACUGAUGUCCCUAAUGUAGACGAUGAACCCACAGUACAAAUCAAACCAGCUGUGGACGGUACUUCGGGAGCUGCAAACCAACCAGAAUCUGAUAAUACCUCGGUAGCUCCAAAUAACCAGGAUAGUUCUCAGUCAGAGAAUGUAUCUCCAACAGAAAUUCCAAAAGUAGAAAAUGACUCCACCGAACAAAAUAAACCAAUAGUCGAUGGUCCUACAGGAGAAAAAAAUCAACUGGAAUCAGAUAUAAUGCCCCAACAACAAAAUAAUCAAGACAAUCCUCAGUCAGAGAAUGUAUCUCCCACUGAAAUUUCAGAUGUAGAAAAUGAACCGACUGAACAAAAUAAACCAGUGGAAGACAGUACAUCGGGAACUGAAAAUCAAGCAGAAUCUGAUAAUAAAAAUGUAGAACAAAUAAACCAAGACAGUCCUCAGUCAGAGAAUGUAUCUCCAACUGAAAUUCCAAAAGUUGAAAAUGAACCGACUGAACAAAAUAAACCGGUAUUGGACAGUUCUUCAGGAGCUGCAAACCAACCAGAAUCUGAUAAGACCCCGGUAACACCGAGUAACCAGUAUAAUCCUCAGUCAGAGAAUGUAUCUCCAACAGAAAUUCCAGAAGUAGAAAAUGACCACACUGAACAAAAUAAUCCAAUGGUGGACAGUAGUGCAGGAGCUGAAAAUAAACCGGAUUCUGAUGAGACACCUAUGGUCCAAAAUAACCAGGUUAAUUCUCAGCCAGAAAAUGUAUCUCCAACUGAAAUAUUUGAAGUAGAAAAUGAACCAACUGAACAAAAUAAACCCGUAGUGGAUAAUACUUCUGGUACUGACAGCAAACCAGAAUCUGAUAAGAUAACAGUAGGACAAAUAAAUCAAGACAGUCCUCAGUCGCCAGAGAACUUAUCUCCAACGGAUAUUCCUAAAGUGGAAAAUGAACCGACUGCACAAAAUAAACCGGUAUUCGACAGUUCUUCAGGAGCUGCGAACCAACCACAAUCAGAUAAGACUUCGGUUGCACCAAAUAACCAGGAUAGUCCUCAGUCAGAGAAUGUAUCUCCAACUGAAAUCCCCAAACUAGAAAAUGAACCAACUGAACAAAAUAAACCAGUGUUGGACAGUACAUCUGGAACUGGUAAUCAACCGGAAUCUGAUAAAAUACCUGUAGAACAAAUAAACCUAGAUAGUCCUGAGUCAGAGAAUGCGUCUCCCACUGAAAUUCCAAAAGUAGAAAAUGAACCGACUGAACAAAAUAAACCAGUAUUGGACAGUUCUUCAGGAGCUGCAAACCAACCAGAAUCUGAUAAGACCCCGGUAACACCAAGUAACCAAGAUAGUUCUCAGUCAGAGAAUGUAUCUCACACUGAACAAAAUAAACCGGUAUUGGACAGUUCUUCAGGAGCUGCAAACCAACCAGAAUCUGAUAAGACCCCGGUAACACCAAGUAACCAAGAUAGUUCUCAGUCAGAGAAUGUAUCUCCAACAGAAAUUCCAGAAGUAGAAAUUGACCACACUGAACAAAAUAAUCCAAUGGUGGACAGUAGUUCAGGAGCCGAAAACAAACCGGAAUCUGAUGAGACACCUAUUGCCCAAAAUAACCAGGUUAAUUCUCAGCCAGAAAAUGUAUCUCCAACUGAAAUACCUAAAGUAGAAAAUGAACCAACUGAACAAAAUAAACCAGUAGUGGAUAAUACUUCUGGUACUGACAACAAACCAGAAUCCGAUAAGAUAACAGUAGGACAAAUAAAUCAAGACAGUCCUCAGUCGUCAGAGAACGUACCUCCAACUGAUGUCCCCAAAGUAGAAAAUGAACCAACUGAACAAAAUAAACCAAUAGUGGAUAGUACUUCUGGUGGACAAAACCAACCAGAAUUAGAUAAGACCCCGGUAGCUCCAAAUAACCAGGAUAGUCCUCAAUCUGAGAAUGUAUCUCCAACUGUAAUUCCAAAAGUAGAAAAUGAACCAACUGAACAAAAUAAACCAAUAGUGGACAAUACUUCUGGUACUGACAAUAAACCAGAAUCUGAUAAAACACCAGUAGGACAAAUAAACCAAGACAGUCCUCAGGCAGAGAACGUAUCCCCAACUGAUGUGCCUAAAGUAGAAAAUGAAUUGACUGAACAGAAUAAACUAGUACAAUCAGAUAAAACACCAGUAGAACAAAAUAAUCAAAGUAGUCCCCAAUCAGAAAAUACAUAUUCAACAGAAAUUCCAUCCAAACCUUAUAAACCACAAUCUGAAAAUAGCCCUAUACAACCAGGAGCACCAGUAGCUUCAGAAAAUGAUGGUGCAACAGAACAACCAAACGAAGAUAAUAAUAUAUUUGUCGUAUCACCAACAUCACCACCACUGUUUUCGGAUAAUCAAGUUAAAGGUGAAGAGUCUACUUCAAUAACCAAUGUAAACAAUACCAGUGAUAAAUAUUCGUCGACAGAAAAGAACGAAGACAAGACGGUUGAGGUUCCAAAACCAUCAGCUGAUGACAAAACAUCGUUUACUGAUACCGCCGACAAGGUCAAUGGAGUACCAGCAAGUCACACGGAUACAGUUACAAAAGGCCAAAGCGUGAUACCGCAAGCUAAUGAUGAAAAUGAUGAAAAUGGAAUAAACGUAAAGCCAGUUGACGAUCAAGUGAACAGUGAUGCUAUAACAGAUAGCCCGGUUAAUUCUUAUGAAAAGUUACCUGCCGAUUCUGAACACAACAAUAACAAAUUUGGAUCGAACAACCCUGUGAGUGUGGAACCAGCGGUUACGCCAACGACUGGAAUAAACUAUGACGUUAACACGGAAAUAAUAAAUCAUGGUAUAUCGGUAGAUAAUCCUUCAUCUCAUGAACAUCAACCAGUGGACGAACAUUCAGGAGAAAAGUACGAAAAUAAUCCCAAUGCUGAUUCUGUAGAGCACCAAAUCGCACUUCAAACUGAAAAUCCAACUGAAUCAGAAACUUCGACAAAUAAAUAUCCAUCGUCUGCUGAUGAACAAGCAAAUGAUGUCACUACUUAUUCACCACAACUACAAAUAGUUGAUAAUAAUAUUCCUGUAAAUCCUCAAGUUAUCAAUCCUAGUGAACCAAUAACGACACAGGACGAAACGAAAACACCAAACGACUUGUCGGCAAACGGUUCACCCGAUCAAUCUUCCAAUAGUUAUGCACCAACCGAAAUGAACGGAGUACAAAUUUCAGAAGCUUUAACAGAAUUGCCUGUAUUGUAUGAUGGUAACGGUGAACAAUCUAUUAACACUCAAGUCCCAGAACAAAGCAAUGAAUAUGAAAACGUCACUCCUCACGAACAAUCACAAGACGAAAAUGUCAACGAGAUUGUAGAUCAAACAGCAGUAUACCCAGAUGCUCCUUCGGAUGAUAAAAAUAAUUUGUUUACGAGUAUUGCACCAAAUCUUAAUAACGUUGACAAUGUUACUCCUUCCUCUGAUAAAAUAGAAACUGGUUUAAAUUCACAAAUAUCUGAUGAAAAACCAGUUCAAAAUACAAUUGGAGACGUUUCAGUCGGAAGUUCUACUAUUCAAACGAUUUUGGGAAGUGUAGGUAAUGCAGACAAUGUAGUGACAACAAAUAGCUAUGACGAUGUAGUGGCGUCUACAGAUGCACCUACGAGUCAAAUGAUUGAAAACGGUUCACAAGUAAAUCCAUCGAAUGCUGUUGAAACGGGCGUAAACAAUGAUCGACCAGAGAAUGUUGUACCACAAGUAAGCACUAAUGAAGAUUCAACUCAGUACAGCGUGGGUGAUGAUUCAACGAAUAGCCCUAUCCAAGAAUCUCCAAAUAUGAAUAUUAUCAAUGACGUGGAGCCGAGUACCAAUACACCAUAUAAGCCAGAAGGUCCAAAUGAAAUAAAUCAAGAUUCAAAUACUGAAUCUGAGUUAUAUGCGACUCAGUCGCCUACAGAAAAAAAUAUAUUAAACGCCAAUCCAAUUGUUGAUGAAAAGCCGGCUGAAAGUCCACAAAAUGCUGACUCGCCAUUCGUAUCUAAAACGCCAGAUUACGUUAUAGAUAUAACAACAUCAAGUUAUAGUGAAUCAUCAAAUGCCGCAGAAUCGAUCGUAGCGAACGAACCAGUUGAUUCUGUAAAUGAAGUAGCCACAUCUAAUGUUGACAAAGAUAGUGACGUAGUAACAGAACAAUACGAAAUUGUACAACCUGGAGUACCAGGGGAGGGAAGCUGUUUGAUCGAUUUUGUGACUUAUGCACACAAAGCUGAAGUGCCAAAAUCUAACCCGUGUCAUGAAAAAUGCGAGUGUUUAAAUAGUAUAGUCACGUGUACUUCUGUAAACUGCCCGCCUGCACCACCUCAACAUAGAAAUUGUAUACCUUUACACCCAGGAAACGAAUCGUGGUGUUGCCCAACAUAUAUGUGUGAAGGAGGCAUAGAAGGAAUGUUAUUUGAUAGUCACAAUCAACUUGGUUCUCCUCAAUUAAUAUCCACUGUGGUAUUAGAAGAUAAGCCUGGCGAAGUAAAUGAUUAAAAAACUCAGACUGGCGAGGAUAUAUUAAGCACAUCCAAUCCUCAAACUUUACAAGAAUACAGCACUUUAGCCCCAUCACAAUUCGAUUCGAAUUCUAAUAUAAAUUCUGAAGAUAAUGUCGGUGUUACCGAGGUUCCAGCACAUACUGAAAUCUCAUAUAAACCUAUAGAAGAUAUUGUAUCUAUAGAUGGUGAAAACGAUGUACCAGUUACUGCAGUUAAUCUUGAAACAAUAGACAGUGAAAAACCUGUAAGUAGUUAUCCGUCAUUAGAAAAUGAAAAACCAGACAAUAGUGAUAAACCAGAAGAAUAUGAAAAACUGGAAGAAAACAAUAAACCAACUGAAAGUGAUCAACUAAUAGAAAAUAAUAAACCGACUGAAAUUAAUCAUCCGAUUGAAAACCAAAAACCAAUCGAAAAUACUGAAGCUGAUUUUACAACGACUGCUUACGUAACCGAUGAUCAAUCAAUAACAUACAAACCAGAAACGAUAAAUAAUAUCGAAGAACAGAAUGUAUUGAUCAACACGGUCAAUGAAUCCCAAGACCUAGUACCGUCAACCCAGACGCCAGAAAACUAUGAACCUUCAGUAACAAAUGCAAUUCCUGCUAGUGAUCAAAAUAGACCAGAACAAAACUCUGAAUCAGACGUCUCAAUAGCCGCCACUACAUACAAGCCUGGUGAUUCUUCUUUAGAUCAACAAGCGGAGACUGAUAAUAAAGCAAGCGAAGGGUCUAAUAAUCCAUCCACCAAUGAAGAUUCCAACUCGAAACCCGCCGAUGGAGUGAUGGAUUUGUCCGUGAGCGAAGUUAAUCCAUUAGAAGUAGGAACUGAAAUGCCCACGGUUGUAGCAGACGAAAAACCUAUGGUUUCCGAUAAUAAUGUUGGCGGUUUGAGACCAUCGAGUAUUGAUGACAUUAUUUCUUCGGUUUACUUGGUCAAGGACGCGGUUAAAAACUCGUUAGAAACUUCAUCAAAACCUACUGAAACCUCAGACCAACAGGCUGGAUUAUUCGAAGACGACAAUCAACCAACAAUUGUGCCCGAAAAUUCUGCACAGGAUCAAUACAAUAACGAAUCUCAGACCACUGCGAGCAGUAUAAUUGGCACCCCAGAAUCUCAACAAACAGAUGCAGUAAACGAAAUGUCACCAGAAAUUCCCACAGCUACGACGGAAUCAAACAUUUUGCCAUCGUCCGAAAACACCGCAGAUGGAGUGGAGGGAGCUACCCAAAUUCCAAACAUAUUACCACAGUCCGAAGUAAAUUCCGACAACCAAGGAGUAUCGACCGAUUUACCAUCUAACCGUCCUGGAGUUGAAACGGUAGUUGACGAUAGCAAAACUCCGGUAGAAUCUCCGACAACGCAACGCUUGCCAAGUUCCGGUGAGCAAGACUUGACGAAUGACAGCGGACCGGAAACUCCUAGUGAUCCAAUUCUGCCCCAUGGUCAGAACGCCGCUGAACCAAAUACCAACUCACCGCCAUCAGAAGUAGCUGCGGUGGUCAAUGACAACAAGACACCUGAGACCACUUCACCGUCGUCCGAACAACAUGAGGUGCCUGUAGAUACAGUGGCAGUAGACAAACCAGUCGCGGAAGAUAAGCCAGAUGACGUGAAUAGUCAAAUUAAUCCCGAUUCGGAUGUGCCAGCGGAAGUCCCUGCACAAGUAGCGGUGACCAGUCGGCCAGAAGCCAGUACUCCAGACGACAAUAACAAUAGGUUCAGCGAACCAAGUAGCUCAUCGUUCCGCCCGCCUGUCCUAGGAGGAAACGUCAACAAUCACUAUAAUGGACAUCCUAGACCGGAAACCGUUGGUGCUGUGCACAUACCUAUUGACACGGAGACGCCUGCGUUCAACCCUUCCACAAACGCUCCGCUCGCGACUUACCCCCAGAAGCCUUCGUACACACCAAUCCCACAAUCAACAUGGACUCAAAAACCAUUCCACCAAGACUCCACCUCCGAAGCACCUUUACAACCAGAUCAAGGUUUCCCUGACGAGUACGAAGAUGAAAACGAAGCAUCUUAUGGUUCAGGCACAUGCAGGUAUAGUGGCAAGAUGUACGUGUCUGCACAGCAAGUACCCAGGGACGACCCUUGCGAUUUCUGUUUCUGUUUCCGAGGUGACAUAAUUUGCCUGCAACAGAGCUGCCCGCCGCCUAUAUUCGGGUGUUACCAGGAGAACAUACAAGGUUUCUGUUGUCCACGUUACGAGUGUCCGGUGGCCCAGGCCACGUCCGUCAACGUGACCACGUCUACCACUUCAACCACGACCGUAGUGCCACCACAUUUCUUCGCCAACGCCUACCGAGGGGCGGCCAGGCGUACCGGAUGUCUUAUCCAUGGACACGCUUACCGAGUGGGUGAAGACGUGGGAAUCGCUUCUGGUCCUUGCCUCGAAUGCAUAUGCGGUGCAGAUGGCAAGAUGAAAUGCGAUCCUAAGCCUUGCAGUCCAGAACCUAUGCUCAGAAAAAUGAUGGCCGAAGCGAUCGAACAAAAAAGGAGGUGAAUAAUAAGAAAAAAAACGUUCAACGACAAAGUGCCAAAUACCACAGUUAACGACAAUACGAGCAACGAGAACCAAAAGUAGAUGAUCGUCAAUUUUUUUAUAUUACCUUUUUUUACUUUUUUUUUCUCAUUAUUAACCACAUUGCGCGAAAUGUCCACUUUCGCGGCAUUAAGUUGCUCAAAACAUAAAUACCAUCAUUAUUACGACGAAAAAAACAAAAGACAAACAUGGUAUGCCAUCGUGAAAACAUUGGAGACUGGUUCUAAUGAGUAUUUUAUAUUUAUUACUUUUAGUUUAUUUAAAAAAAAAAUAGGUUAGUUAUUUAUUGUAGUAAGACAUUUUUAUAAAGAACAAUAAUUGUUUACAUCAAUUUUUUUUCCAAGCGAUUUUACACAACUGAAUUAAAUUUAAUUUAAUGAUACGAUUAAAAAUUUAGAAAACAUAACUACGUAUAUACAUAGGUAAUAUAAAUUUUAAUAUAAUUGUAGGCAUAAUAGUAAGCGAUACACACCACAUUGCUACAAAAAAUUACAUUUUUAUUUAACUUUUAUACUCUUUUUUUAUAUGGAAAAAUCUAACCGUCCAGACACAAUUAAUUCCGAAUUUUUUUUCUAAAAUGUUUUUUAUGCCGUAUACAAUACACACCACAUCGCUGCCAUUCACUCGUAAUAUCUAAGAAUUAGGUACGAAUCUACGAAAUGAUCCACCCAAUUAUAUAAUAUUUCGUUUUAACCAAGCCCGAUCAAGACGUGCUCAUAUGCUUUCACAGAUGAAAUGACAUUAAUUAUUAUUAUUAUUAUUAUUAUUAUUGUGACGUUGAAUUAUCUGAGUAGUUUAACAGGCAGAAGUCAAUAUUUAAUCGACUCAACUGUAUUGUGUGCACGAGUCACAAAAAUAUUUAGAGUCGAUAAAUAAUUUUGAAAAACUUCAAGUUUAAGAAUGCUUAGCACACACACAAAGUAAUUUUGGUUUCAAAAUGUCUUCUGCCUCUCGAACACUCAGAUAAACAUGCUGAACGAAUAACAUGUAAAUAUUUUAUAUUGUUCAUAAGUUUAGAUAUACAUUAUUAUACUUAUAAGAUAAGUAUAUGAUUAACAAUUAAUAUUAUAACUAGGCCAAAAAAAUUGUCUACUUAAUAUAAUUAAUGAAUGUAUUUCGAAUAAUGUUUUGCCAAUAAACUAGGUACCUAUACAAUAGUAUGUGAGCAAAUAUAUUAUGUUCGGAUCAUAUUAUUAUACAUUUUUUUAAAUUAUUAUUUACUACUGUUUAAAUUUAAUAUUGUACUUUUAUACAUAGCAUAUUGUGUGUUUUAUUGUGAAUAUUUUUUUUUUUACUGACGUUUUUGUGAUACGAGAUUAUAAUAUUAAUAUUACCUACAAAAUGUAUUAUUUUCUUUAAAAAAAAAUAUAUUUCUAACGCCAUUAUGUACUUUGUUUAAAUAAUAAUGUACUGCUGCAGCAAUUUUCAACUGA
This is a messenger RNA of Myzus persicae (green peach aphid), 10963 nucleotides long. The record is from RefSeq and is a predicted model, not a curated record. Gene Ontology annotation, molecular function: protein binding. NCBI's taxonomy places the organism in Eukaryota, Metazoa, Arthropoda, Insecta, Hemiptera, Aphididae.